Molecule: messenger RNA, 1446 nt
Organism: Rhizopus microsporus ATCC 52813
Lineage: Eukaryota; Fungi; Mucoromycota; Mucoromycetes; Mucorales; Rhizopodaceae
Product: splicing factor 3A subunit 3
Exons: 5
Coding region: 1-1446 (481 amino acids)
Biological process (GO): mRNA splicing, via spliceosome
Cellular component (GO): spliceosomal complex; nucleus
Molecular function (GO): zinc ion binding; RNA binding
Source: RefSeq, a predicted model, not a curated record
AUGGAAAACAUUCUCGAAAAGCAAAGAAGUGCUCAUGAAGAGAUUGAACGUCUUGAACAGGCCAUUGUUGAUACGUACAUGGAAGAUGCAAAAACACAUCGCGAACGACUUUAUAACGAACAUUUAGUAGAUAAAUACUUGACUCGUAUUGCUGAAAAAAGCCAAUACUUGCUUGAAUUGUAUCAAGAUAAAGAUGGUCAACGUCUUGAAGAAAUGCGAGCACUUUCUGGACCCAACGAAUUCAGUGAGUUUUAUGAACGUCUCAAGGAUAUCAAAGAUCAUCAUCGCAAAUUUCCUAAUGAACCUGCUGAACCUUUGGAGACUGACUUUAUUCAAUCAAACCAAGAAAAGGAAGAAGAAGACUAUGAAGAAUUGGAAAAAUUAUUCUCUGGUGAAGAAAACCUUGGUCGAUACCUUGAUUUGAAUACACUUCAUAUAUUGUACAUCAAUUUGAAAGGCGUCAAAAAAUUAGAUUAUCUGCAAUACCUUGAUGAAUUUGACGAUUUUGCUACAAUUUAUCCCAAGUCAAUCAAGUCGAACGAAGAAUAUAAGCAAUACCUCAACCAAAUUUACGACUAUUUACGUGGAUUCUUCCGUCGUGCAAGACCAUUGUAUGAUUUGAACAAGUUGGAUAACACAGCCAAAGAAGAAUUCGAAAAGAAAUGGGAAGCACACGAAUUAGAAGGCUGGAAGGAUGUGAUUGCCAAUACAGAUCAAAGCUUGUUUUGUGCUGCUUGUCAAAAACAAUUCACAAAAUCUAGUGUAUAUGACGCUCAUCUUACGGGAAAGAAGCAUAUCAAGGCUCAAAAGAAACUGGAGGAAGAUCAAUCGACACAGAAACCAAAUGGAAACGGUCAUCAUCCUAUGAAUGGUGAUAAACGAAAGACUACUGCAUUGAAAGAAUUUUUGAUAAAGAAAUAUGCAGAAGAAUUGAACAACUUUAGAGAAGAAACAAAAGCCAAUGUUGAACGAAAACAGGCAUUGACUGAUAGAGAACGUGCGUUAGAACAAGAACAAGAGCAGAUUGAAUUGAUUGAAGAAGAUUCAGAUGAUGAAGAUAAUGAAAGAAUAUAUAAUCCACUUAAAUUACCUCUUGGUUGGGAUGGUAAGCCUAUUCCCUACUGGCUUUACAAACUACAUGGUCUUGGCGUAGAAUAUCCAUGUGAAAUUUGUGGCAAUUAUGUGUAUAUGGGUAGAAAGGCAUUUGAUAAGCACUUUCAAGAGUGGAGACACGCUCAUGGUAUGAGAUGUUUGGGUAUCCCAAACACACGUCAAUUUCAUGAAAUCACAAAGAUUGCCGAUGCUUAUGCUUUAUACGAGAAACAAAAGAGAGAAGGUAUAACUGAAGAAGCAAGAGCUGAAACAAUAGAAGAGUUUGAAGAUAAUGAAGGCAAUGUGUAUAACAAGAAGACAUAUGAAGAUUUAAAGAGACAGGGUAUUCUUUAA